Molecule: messenger RNA, 1221 nt
Organism: Uncinocarpus reesii 1704
Lineage: Eukaryota; Fungi; Ascomycota; Eurotiomycetes; Onygenales; Onygenaceae
Exons: 1
Coding region: 1-1221 (406 amino acids)
Cellular component (GO): mitochondrion
Molecular function (GO): (3R)-hydroxyacyl-[acyl-carrier-protein] dehydratase activity
Source: RefSeq, a predicted model, not a curated record
AUGACGGCGAUCAAGAAAGGAGACAAUAUGAGACAGCUUGCCGGGAGAAGUGGCCGGACGCUGGUCAACGGCCUUUCCAGCCAGAGCCGUCGAUCUUCCACAGCGUCGCCUUUGUUGUCGCACCUCGAGGAGAAGCUCCUGAACCAACGACUGUUUCUCAGCUACGACUAUCUCUCCCCGCAGCCGUCACAUCUCCUUCGCGUCUCGCUCUCUGACCCGUUGAAUUUACCCGAAUCUAAGCAAUUCGAGAAGAAUGCGAACGCGUUUUCCCUUCCAUCCGUCCUACAGCCGGGGCAUAUGCCGCGAGGGCAUCAUCUAGUCUACUUCCCGCCGCAGCUCCCUUCAUCACAGCUUGUGCCAGAUGGAUGUGACAUGUUGCAUUCUCCAGGGGCACCAUUCAAUCGCCGCAUGUGGGCAGGAGGCUCAGUUCGCUUUCGCGAUCAGAAUGGUGGGCCGCUACUGAACUGCCAACGCGCAGUCUGCCUGGAGGGAGUCAGGGACGUGCGAGUGAUUGGCAGGGAAGGAGAAGAAAAGGUGUUUGUUGGAAUUGAAAGGCGAAUAGCGACGGUUGCAGAAACCGAGAGCGAAGAAAACAUAACGAGGAAGCUAUGGACGGCAAGAGAGGAAGAAUGGGGAGAUGCCGUCGUGAUCGAGAAACGGAACCUGGUAUUCAUGCGGGAUAAAACCCCAGACCAGGUCAGCAUGGAGAAAAGCCGGGGAAAUUCACAGAAGCGCGUUCUUCGAGGUGAGAAAUCCGAAAUAUUGCUAUCAACACAACCGCUGACUGCCCUGUUGACAGCCCCCUCGAGCCCAACACUCCGCCAUACCUUCACUCCAUCUCGCGCCCUUCUCUUCCGCUUCUCCGCUCUUACGUUCAACGCACACUCCAUCCACCUCGAUCGCGAUUAUGCCCGCAACACGGAGGGAUAUGACGAUCUUCUUGUCCAUGGGCCUCUGACACUGACCCUGAUGCUCAUGCUGGUCCAGGACCAUCUCAGAACGUCUAACCGCGUAAUAUCUAGUAUCGAAUAUCGAAACUUGGCUCCACUUCUAGUUGAGCAACCGCUAACUGUGUGCGCAAAGUCAAAAGAGACCGCGCAUGGCGACUUGUGGGAUGUUUGGAUUGAACGGGCCGAUGGUGGGAUGGCAGUCAAGGGGACAAUUGGGACCAAAUCGCUUGAACGGCGUGACGAGUCCACAGCUGCCACCCCAAAGCUGUGA